CGAACCAAAACGAAUGGUGCGUUUCGGACAUGUCCGCACAUGCCUAUAAUGUCACAAAAACCAACAUUUUAUACUAAUAAAUAAAAACAAAAAAUCCUCCAUUUUUCUAUCUCCUUCGUCUUCCUCCCCUUUUUUUUCUAAAUUUUUUUUGCAGAAAACAACUCAUACAGAAAUAAAGCCAAAGGCAACGGUAAAUGGACGUUUUGAAGGAGGAUUUAAAAUAAGAGGAAAUGGAUUAACGGACAAUGGAGGAGUAAAUGUAAAUUUGGGAAGCUAUAUUUUGUUUUUUGGAAUUAAUAAGGAGGUAAUUUUUUCUAUCCGAUUUGGAAGGGGACCGAACAAUGUUGUCCAAGGGUGAACAUCAAACGGUCCCAUUGUCUGUAUUGCUGAAAAGGGAAUUGGCCAAUGAGAAGAUUGAAAUGCCCGAGAUUUGUCACGGUCAAGCUAGUCAGAGCAAGAAAGGGGAAGACUUCACCUUCCUCAAGACCGAAUGCCAGCGGGUUUUGGGAGAUGGAGUUACUACCUUUUCUGUUUUUGGGUUAUUUGAUGGGCACAAUGGGUCGGCAGCUGCUAUAUAUUCUAAAGAGAAUCUCUUGCAGAAUGUCUUGAGUGCUAUUCCCUCAGACCUCAACAGAGAUGAGUGGGUUGCAGCAUUGCCUAGGGCUUUGGUUGCAGGAUUCGUCAAGACAGACAAAGAAUUCCAAGAAAAAGCACAGAAAUCAGGGACAACAGUCACCUUCGUUAUAAUUGAAGGAUGGGUUGUAACAGUUGCAUCAGUUGGCGAUUCUCGAUGUAUAUUAGAAUCUGCUGAAGGGGGAAUUUAUUAUCUAUCAGCUGAUCAUAGACUAGAGUGCAAUGAAGAGGAGAGGGAACGCAUAACAGCAAGUGGUGGAGAGGUUGGUCGGCUUAAUACUGGCGGUGGAACACAGAUUGGUCCUUUGAGAUGUUGGCCUGGUGGGUUAUGCCUCUCUCGAUCCAUUGGAGAUAUGGAUGUUGGCGAGUUCAUUGUUCCUGUACCGUAUGUAAAGCAAGUAAAGCUAUCUUCAGCAGGUGGAAGGCUUGUAAUAGCAAGUGAUGGUGUCUGGGAUGCUUUGUCUGCAGAAAUGGCUGUAGAAUGUUGUCGUGGAAUGCCUCCGGAUGCUGCAGCUUCUCAAAUUGUUAAGGAAGCCGUGCAGCCAAAAGGGAUUCGAGAUGACACUACCUGUAUUGUGGUUGAUAUACAGCCCCCAGAAAAGCCAAAUCCUCCCCAGCCACCACCCAAAAAGUCAGGGAAGAAAGUGUUUAAGUCUAUAUUUCGCAAAAUAACAUCCGAGUCAUCUUCUAAUACUGAGAGAGAUUAUGAUGAACCAGAUGUUGUGGAAGAACUAUUUGAGGAAGGAUCUGCAUCACUUUCUGACAGGUUAGAUGCUAAGUAUCCAGUUUGCAACAUGUUUAAGUUAUUCAUGUGUGCUGUCUGUCAAGUAGAGAUAAAACCUGGAGAGGGUAUUUCAAUACAUGCUGGCUCUUUGAAUACAAGAAACGUUCGUCCAUGGGAUGGCCCUUUCCUUUGCUCAAGCUGCCAAGUGAAGAAAGAAGCCAUGGAAGGAAAAAGACCUUCCGGAAAUGGAAGAUAUAAUAGUGACAGCGACUAGUUAACCCCAAAAUGCAACUACUAACAAUUGCUUCACCCAUGAUUAUAGUUUGGAGUUCCACCGUCAUUAACAAAACAUUCCGUCUGUUUCAGUAAACAAAAUAUAUAAUUGCUUCUGUGGCAUCUCAAACACAAGCGUCAACCGUUCUGGUUUGCCUCUUUUAGGUUGAAAGACGGAGAGAGACAACUACCCGAGUAUACCACAGAGACAUGUUCUGAAAAAGUUCACAUUUCAAGUACACCUGGCCCCAUCAUGAAGUGUUAAGACUAUGGAAACUUAAGACCAUAUGUAAAGCAUAUCAGAGGUAGUUUCUCUCUGAUUGCCAUCACUGCUAUAACACUGAUUCUUUUUAUUGUGUAGAAUUAAUAGUGAGUGAACGGCAUUGUUCAGUGUAACUUUAUUAGCUAGGAAGAUUGAUCAGGAUUGUUAGGUUGUUUUUCUUUAUCCUUUUUACCUCCCUUGUUCUCCCCACUUGCUAAAGUUUGCUGAUCACCCUGAUAAAUUGGUUCUUGUAUAAUUCCUUUCUUCUUAAACCAAGAAGGGGUAACCAUUCAAAUCAGAUUAUUCUUUCAAGUCCAUUCUUUUUGGGCCUUUUAAACAAAGACAUGGAAUCUCUGUAUUUU
Molecule: messenger RNA, 2254 nt
Organism: Nicotiana tabacum (common tobacco)
Lineage: Eukaryota; Viridiplantae; Streptophyta; Magnoliopsida; Solanales; Solanaceae
Product: putative protein phosphatase 2C 12
Biological process (GO): protein dephosphorylation
Molecular function (GO): protein serine/threonine phosphatase activity
Source: RefSeq, a predicted model, not a curated record